This is a messenger RNA of Thlaspi arvense, 1863 nucleotides long. Lineage: Eukaryota; Viridiplantae; Streptophyta; Magnoliopsida; Brassicales; Brassicaceae. The record is from the annotation of a GenBank genome assembly.
GAUGAACAUGUGAAGCCAUCAAAUGAGAGUAAGGUCUCCCGAAUCGCCCUGCACAGCUCUUUCAAAGCGAGUCUGUCACGAGCGUCUUCGUCCCUAGCGAUUCAUCACGAACCUUUUGUACACUCUCUCUGUGUGAUCUUAAGUGGAUUCGGCUCCAUAUGGUUAGGGUUUGAAGGAAGUGGUCUUGGUACCUCUUUUCGCUCUUGGUUUUAUCUCCCUGGUUUCGUCCUCAAGUUCCUUCAAAUGUCAGAAGCUUCUCGGCAGAGUAGGGUCACUAUUACUCUAGGGCGUACAGGCCAGGUUGUAAGUCGAGAUGGAAGUGAUUUAGAUGGCGGAUUAGAGUUGCCCAGAGUUGGGACUAAGCGUUCUGUGAAAGAAAGAUUAGGGAAUCCGUUAGAUAGCUCUGUUUACAGAAGUGAUGCGGCAAAGAGGAGAAGCAAGUUCCAGUGGAAAUGGUAUAGAUAUAUGAAUUACUGGAUACAGACCAGCAUCUUUGCUGAUUUUUCUGACCCUCCACUCUUUGUUACUAAGAUUUGCAGAUCGGUGAAAAUGAUCUCCGGUUCAAACUGUUGCAAAAAAAUGCAUAGAGACGAGCUCAGAGCGAGGGAGGCAGCACUAUGUGCGAAGCUCUCCAGGAGCGAGCAGCCUCCUCGUAGCCUUGACACUCAACCUCCUCAUAUGGCUGAGCCGAGGGAUAGCCUUUUGCCUCCAUCAAGAACUGCUCGUGGUUCCUCUCAGAUGCUUUCGUCAGCCAAUUCUCAUACUCCAUGGAACCUGGAUGAUAUACGACGGAGAUCUCAAGAGAGGUAUACUUCCAGUUCCAGAGGUCGAUCAUCUCCAGAGAGGUAUGUAGAGACUAGUUCCAGGGGUCGAUCGCCGCCAAAAAAUGCUGGAAGUAUCAGUGGCACUCAAAGGUCUCUAUCACCGUCGAGAAAUUCUGGAAGGAUAAUUAGCGCUCCAAGGGGUCUAUCGCCGCCAAGAAAUGCUUCAAGGAUUAUUGGCGAUCCAAGGGAUCUGUCACCGCCAAGAAGUUCUUCAAGGAUGAUUGUCAAUCCAAGGGAUCUAUCACCGCCACAAAAUGCUGGAAGGAUGAUUAGGGAUCUAUCACCACCGCCGAGGAACACCAGAGCUUUAGUGGUGGUUCUAGGGCUAUGUCUCCAGCUAGAAAUCUACAUGGGUUCUUCUCGGGGGUUUUCACCUCCUAGGAAUCCUGGAAGCUACAUGAGUUCUUCAAGAGGCUCUCCUCCAUCUAGGAAUCCUGGAAGCUACAUGGAUUCUUCAAGAGGCUCUCCUCCAUCUAGAAAUUCUGGAAGCUACAUGGGUUCUUCAAGAGGCUCUCCUCCAUCUAGGAAUCUCGAAAGCUACAUGGGUUCUUCAAGAGGUUCUCCUCCAUAUAGGAAUCCUGGAAGCUACAUGGCUUCUUCAAGAGGUUCUCCUCCAUCUAGUAACAUCGAUGAUUUUCGUGGACGAGGCAGGAUGCUUGAUGAUGUGAGAGCGCCACCAUAUGCAGUUAGAGGUGUACUAAACAGUCAAGCACCAGCAAGCAGCACUACUUUCGCCAGGCCGAUGUUACCUCCUCCCGUCCCGAACCCUCAUCCACUGCCUCCUUUGAGUCAGCUUCCUCCCCUUGGAAGUAUAACGCAUAACAAUCACUUCUCUGUGGAAGAGCCUCUAACAGUUGAUAGCUUUCUACAUUCAAUAGGACUGGGAAAAUACACACUUGCCUUUAAGAGAGAGGAAGUGGAUAUGACCACGAUAAAGCAAAUGAAAGAGAGUGAUCUUAAAGAUCUCAUCAUACCAAUGGAAAAAGAUUCUUUAGGCAAUAGCUUGCCUUCCAAAUCGGUAGCAAUGACAGACGAGGCG